CGUCUGGUAGAUAGGUGUGUUAGCAGAGUGUCUUUGUUGUGUUUUUUAAAGUGUGAACAUGUCUAAAGUCCAAAUGCUGAGAGCGUUGGUGAAGCAGCGACUAACUGCGGCUGCUGAAGAGAUAUUUGGGCUGGUUGAAAGAACGAUAGCAGAGUACGAGGAGGAACUUUGUCGAUCAAAAGAGGAGAACGAGCGACAACGGAAACUACUGGACGCUGUUUCCAACCCUCAGCCUCAGUUAAACAAAGCAGACGUCCAGCAGCUGUUGGUGGUUAAAGAAGAGGUUCCCCCUGAGCAGCAGGAGUGGAGCUCCAGUGUGGACCAGGAGGACCCAGAGCCUCCACACAUUAAAGAGGAACAGGAGGAACUCUGGAUCAGUCAGGAGGGAGAGCAGCUUCAAGGGCUGGAGGAGGAUGAUAUCAUCAAGUUUACCUUCAUUCCUGUCCCUGUGAAGAGUGAAGAUGACGAAGAGAAACCUCAGUCCUCACAGCUUCAUCAAAGACACACUGAACAGAUGGAAACAGAAGCAGAAGGAGAGGACUGUGGAGGAGCAGAACCAGCCAGGAACUCAGAUCCAGAUACACAUUUACAACCUGAGACUGAUGACAAGACUGGAGAGUCUUCUGAACCUGAGACUGAUGACAGUGAUGGUUGGAAGGAGACCAGAGAACCUCCGUCAGGUUUAAACUGUCUGAUAAAUGAUGAAGUCUCUGUCAAUGAUUUGAUUGUUGAUGAGAAACGAUUUAGCUGCCCUGAGUGUGGGAAAAGAUUUGGUCACAAGGGACAUCUGAGGAUUCACAUGAGAUCUCAUACUGGAGAGAAACCAUUUAGCUGCUCUGAGUGUGGUAAAAGAUUUGGUCAGAGUGGCGAUCUGAAGAUACACAUGAGAUCUCAUACAGGUGAAAAACCAUUUAGCUGCUCUGAGUGUGGGAAAAGAUUUGGUCACAGUGGCGAUGUGAAGAAACACAUGAGAUCUCAUACAGGAGAGAAACCAUUUAGCUGCUCUGAGUGUGGGAAAAGAUUUGGUCAGAGAGGAAAUUUGACGAGACACAUGAGAUAUCAUACAGGAGAGAAACCAUGUAGCUGCUCUGAGUGUGGGAAAAGAUUUUGUCAAAUUGAGCAUCUGAAGAGACACAUGAGAACUCAUACAGGAGAGAAACCAUUUAUCUGCUCUGAGUGUGGGAAAAGAUUUUGUCAAAGUGGAAGCCUGAGGAAACACAUGACGUCUCAUACAGGAGAGAUAAAGGGCAAGGCGAUAUGAACAGAAAUUCAUAUCAGCGAUACACAAUAGACACACAUAGAGCCUUUCACGGAAAAUACCUAUAUAGGUAUUUUCCGUGAAAGGCUCUAUGUUUUCAGUUGCAAGUCAAAGCCACAUUUGAGAUGUCAUAAGCACUUUUAUGAAAACAGACUUUCAAAAUGAAUUUUAAAGAUAGAGAUUUUAUUCCCCUGUUUGAAGAUAUGCAGGUGCACAACAGUUACACUUCCAUCACACCAGUGGGCGGUGGGAAUUCUGUGAAGCGCUGUAAAGUUUAGUUGAUUCAAAACACACAACAAACAGGGCUUAAUAAUGACCACCUGAACACAUGCACACAGCUCAGCUUCACUAUAACUCGCAGCAUUCACAGACAAACACUUGUCUUUAUCUGGACACAUUUUCCCCACAAAUGCAACAUGCUAAUGUUAUUGGCACAGGCAUUUUACAUUAAAUGAAUUAGCCUAGCGGCCAGCGCACUUUUCCUCUACUCAUAUGAAGCCAGGGACAACAGCAACAUUUAACAAAGGGAACGGUACAAAACAGGGCAUUUAGGGAGGGGCGGCCCUGGUACAAGAUUUCUCUCCAUUACAACUCACAAGGUUCACUGACAACUGUCUCAUACUAAACACAUUUUCCAAUUAAGUACAACAUGCUAACGCUAUUAGCAUAAGCCUAUGCUUAUUUUUUACAUUGUAUAACUUGUAUAAAUUAGCCUAGCGAAAAGUGGAGAUUUCCUCUGCUCAUAUGAAGUCAGGAUAAAUCACACGCUGGACUUAAAAUGUUACUUUUGAGGAGGUUUUAAUUUCUUCAUUAUUUAUUGUUUCUUAUCUGUGAAAUUAAAGUAAAUAAGAGCUUUAUUUCCACUGAGAGAAAUGGUUUCAGCUUACGAAAAUAGACAGGAGGUCUGCGUCGACAUGUAGUUUCAUUUCUGGUGAGGUGCACGUCUGACUAGGGUUUUAAAAAGUGUUGCUGGAGAACUUGUGUGUGAGUUAGUGGGGCAGAGCUGUGCAGAGUGUGAGAGAGGAGAGAUGCACACUGGCAUGUACAGUACAGGCCAAAAGUUUGG
Messenger RNA from Epinephelus fuscoguttatus (brown-marbled grouper), 2324 nucleotides. Its product is annotated as zinc finger protein 135-like. The record is from RefSeq and is a predicted model, not a curated record. Gene Ontology annotation, molecular function: DNA-binding transcription factor activity; RNA polymerase II cis-regulatory region sequence-specific DNA binding. Gene Ontology annotation, biological process: regulation of transcription by RNA polymerase II. The transcript is spliced from 2 exons. Lineage: Eukaryota; Metazoa; Chordata; Actinopteri; Perciformes; Serranidae. The coding region runs from base 59 to 1261 and encodes 400 amino acids.